Lepus europaeus (European hare) is the source of this 4975-nucleotide messenger RNA. It is a transcript of the gene MBD4, whose product is annotated as methyl-CpG binding domain 4, DNA glycosylase. Bases 172 to 1854 code for a protein of 560 amino acids. Gene Ontology annotation, cellular component: nucleus. The record is from RefSeq and is a predicted model, not a curated record. NCBI's taxonomy places the organism in Eukaryota, Metazoa, Chordata, Mammalia, Lagomorpha, Leporidae. Gene Ontology annotation, molecular function: DNA binding; pyrimidine-specific mismatch base pair DNA N-glycosylase activity. The transcript has 8 exons. Gene Ontology annotation, biological process: DNA repair.
GGAAAGCAAAUGUGUAGUCUUUCGCGCGUUCAUUACUACCUUCAGACUGGUUUUACCUAAGCGGUCUGAGGGGCGGAGGUUUUUACCUCUUGCUCCUCUUCCGCUCCAGGGCCUCGUAGCUCUCGGCCGGGGGUCGCGGCCGGAGCCCGCUUUGAGGGUGACACGGCUGAGAUGGAGAGCCCGAGCCUGGGGGAUGGCGGAGCUGCCCCUGCGGUCUGCUGUAGCGAGCGCACGGCCCCAGCCCAGCCCUGCGACCUCGGGGAUGACGUUGCUGUGAGAUUGGAAAGAGCGGGAGAAGAUGAGAAACAAAUGGUGAUAAAUGGAAGCAGUGCGUGUAACCCUGUGCUGCCAGAACCCAUAGCUUCUGCUGGGUGUGCUGGCACUGCAGAGACAGAAUGCCCCAAGUCGGUUCCAUGUGGAUGGGAAAGAGUUGUGAAGCAAAGGUUGUCUGGGAAGACAGCAGGAAAAUUUGAUGUGUAUUUUAUCAGCCCCCAAGGACUGAAGUUCAGAUCCAAGAGGUCACUUACUAAUUAUCUUCACAAAAAUGGGGAGACGUCUCUUCACCCAGAAGAUUUUGAUUUUGCUCUGGUUCCUAAAAGGGGCACCAAGUCAAGAAAAAAAGAUUGCAGCAUGGCAGAUCUGACAUCUCAGCUGCAAAACAGCAGACACGUUUCAAACUGGAACCUCAGGACACGAAGCAGGCUGGGAAAGGAUGAGUGUCCUCUGCCAAGUGCUUGUGCAGAGUUGCAAGGUAACAGAGGACUAUCCAACCCUGCUUCCAUUCAUUUGCCUUCGAAAGAAGAUGAGGGUGUUCACAAUGUCGCCUCUGGAGGAGGUAGAAAGUCCAAAGGAAAGGAGACUGUGUUAAAAGGAAUUCACAUUAAGAAAACCAAAAAAGAGUUCAGGACGAAUCUUUCAGAUUCUGUUCAAAGUAGUAGGAAAAGAAACUCUGUGUGUAAUCAAGCAGGCGCUGCGAGCGAGCCUGUUCCGCAGGAAAGUGAGCUUGGGGCAAGCAGCGAGCCCUUGGGUGUGGCCAGUGCUGAAAAGAGCCUUGUGAAAGAAAGCUCAAGUUCAGAAUCCAGUUCUCAUCCUGAACAGUUAACUUCUGGCAUCACAAACGACUUAGGUGCGGCCAGAGAAGCAGAACACAACAAGAAGCGUGAGGAUACCCCUUCAGAAUCAGAAGAAAUCAGAACAGGAGACACUGGGGGCAGGAAGGAGCAUUUGCAUGGUGACAUUUUAAGAUGUGGCUCUGAGAUGGACAGCAGCUGCUCACAAACCGAGAAAGACUUGACUUCUGAGAAAAUAUUUCAAGACACCAUCCCACGAACACAAAUAGAGAGAAGAAAAACAAGCCUGUAUUUUUCCAGCAAGUAUAACAAAGCAGCUCUUAGCCCCCCGCGACGCAAAGCCUUUAAGAAGUGGACACCUCCUCGGUCACCUUUUAAUCUCGUCCAAGAAACACUUUUUCAUGACCCAUGGAAGCUGCUCAUUGCGACCAUAUUUCUCAACCGGACCGCAGGCAAAAUGGCAAUACCUGUGCUUUGGGAGUUCCUGGAGAAGUACCCUUCAGCCGAGGUAGCAAGAGCCGCGGACUGGAGAGAUGUAUCAGAACUUCUCAAGCCUCUUGGUCUGUAUGAUCUUCGAGCAAAAACCAUCAUCAAGUUCUCAGAUGAGUAUCUGACAAAGCAGUGGAAGUAUCCAAUUGAGCUUCAUGGGAUUGGAAAAUACGGCAAUGACUCUUACCGAAUUUUUUGCGUCAAUGAGUGGAAGCAGGUGCACCCUGAAGACCACAAGUUAAAUAAGUACCAUGACUGGCUCUGGGAAAAUCAUGAAAAAUUAAGUCUGUCUUGAAACUAAAGUUUUCAAAUUUAUCUGUUAUGCAUUGCUUUGCACUUUCCAUUAGCACAGCCAGCCACUUUGCCAGGCAUAUAGAUUUUAAUUAGCCCAACUAGAAGCCCAGUUGGUAUUUUCUCCCUCCCCCACUUAAUUUGAGAAACAAAGGAUCAUAGGGAGAGCUUCAUUAGUAUUUCAUGCCCCCAGCACCCACAGUGGCCAGGGCCAACCCCAGGAACUCAGUGCAGGUCCCACACGUGGGUAGCAGGAACCCAGACACUUGAACUGGCACCACUGCUUCCCAGGAUCCACAGCGAUAGGAAGCUGGAAUCAGGAGCUGAAACUGGGAAUCAAACCCAGGUACUGUGAUAGGAGACAUGAGCACCUUAACCACUAGGCUGAACACCUGCCCCCUGGUGUUUAUUUUCUUAAUGUUGUAUCACGGGUGGAUCUUUGUCACUAAAUGUGUUAGAACGUAUUUUUAAGACUUAAAAAAAAUAAUGUAACAGAAAUCCCUAAAAUGUGUGUGACUCUUUCAAUAAUGAAAUGUGAUAUUCUAAACCAUUGAUAAUAUAAAGCAGAUUUAUAUCAAGGCUGCUAAAGAAAAGAUUAGACUUUCUGUUCUUCUAUAGAAAGUAAUAUUACACAAUUGUUACAUGAAGGAGAGUGUACAGUCCAACAUGUAAUGAAAGGUUUUAUAAAGUAUAUUAGGCAGUUAAUUAAUAAAAAUAUUUUUUGACAGGCAGAGUGGAUAGUGAGAGAGAGAGAGAGAGAGAGAGAUUAAAAAUAUUUUAUUUUUAAAAAAAGCUAACCUGCAAAGAAAAAAAAGAUUACUUUAGCAUUGGUGUGUUCUUGAUGACUCCACACUGACUUUUAGAUUUGACCCCAGCAUCCAUUUAAUAAGCUGAUGUGAAAAUCCAUUGAAGCCCCAUUGCAUCUUGCAAGCGAUGGCUCAUACCUGGUACCUUGAUGCUUUUGUGAAAACUCACCUCUCAUCUCCCAGUCAGAAGGUGAGACCUUGUAAGCUUUAUGCCAUUUUUAUUAUAGAAGUUGUAAUUAUAGUUCACAUACUGAAAUAUUUACCUUAGAACUCACCAAACAAAAAAAUUUUUAACUAUUGUAAUUGCCACUCUAAGGUAUAAUUUGAAAAUUAAAUUGAUUGAAUAAAUGAGACAUAAAUCACUUGGUGGGGAAGCUGCCUUUGUUGUAUUGUGUGAACAGAAUCAGGAUGGGUGUGACACAGGCCUGCUUGGCUGUUUGCACGUUAGUGAGCACGUGUCAAAUUUUAAAGAGGGAUGGAUUUUGACCAGAGAACAGGAAAAUUGGCUGCAACUCCCAUUCUGUGUGACAAACAUCCACUAAAUAAUUUCCCAUCACAUUUUCCUUUAUCAGACAUUAAAGUAGUAUUGAAAUGCAAAGCCCUGUGCAGGCACAAAGGUGAAAAGGUUCUGUAGGCCCUCACCCGAAGUGAGACAAGAAAGGGAACAAAAGGGGUAAGGUCGAGGGAGCAGGAGUCAGACACCCAAACAUGGCAGCUAAGGAGGUAGAGCGGCUCCGGAGCUCCUAGGGCACGGCCAGUGUGGAGUACGAGCCAGCUCAGGGCACCAGGUGACUGUGUGACAGGGCUGGCUGUCGGAUCCCCUCCUCUGCCAUCUCCAUUGUGAUCUCCACAGCCCGGUUGCUCAGGUUCCAGGCCUGCCUCUUCCCCUUUACUGCAGGUAAAGUUGCCUCACCUCUGUAUGUGUUUCCUCAUCUCUUUAAAAUGGGGCACUGGUGCCUGCCGCACAGGGUCACUGUGAUUUUGAAGUGGGUACAUGUAAGUAAGUGCUUGCUUGCUUUGUUAAUGUGGCCUCGGGGUGGGCUGAGCGCCUGCCUCAGGGUCACUGUGCACCUCAGGAAAGGCGAUGACCAGCACAGAGGGAGCGCUCAAGCAUUUUUGUUCCUAACUUAAAAUUGAGAUAAAAUUCACCAUUUAACAAAGUGUAUGACUCAGUGGUUUUAAUACAUUCAGUACAUUCACAGAGUAACCAUCAUUAAUUCUAGAACCCGUCCAUCACCCCAGGAGAAACCCCAUACCUGUUAGCAGUCGGCCCCAGCUGCCCUACCACUCUCCAUCCCUGGCAUCGGCUACCUCCUGCGUCUGGAGAUUUGCCUCUUCUGAACAUUUCGUGUAAAUGGAAUCACCUAGCAGGGGCCCUUUGUGUCUGCCUGCCUGCCUGUGGCCACUGUUUGGAAAAUUCAUUCGUGUUUAGCUUCCGUCAAUUCAUUCCCUUUUACGGCCAUGGAAUGCAUGGGUGGAUCCCAUUUUAUCAGCUGGUGGACAUUUCAGACGAUUGUUUAUUAUGAUUGAGUGGUUCUCAGGUUCUGUAUUCCAACCCAUGGCACACACCCGCUUCUGUUCUGCCUUGGCUCACGCGGGUUCCUGCAGCGCUCAGAGAGGGAGGGAGGCCUAGAGAAAGAAUUGGAGAUCUGCCAGAACUCCCACAGAUGCGUUCGGAAGGCCGGGAGUGUAUCACUCCGGAUUCAAGGGGCAUCGGGCCGAACAGAAGUUCUGCCUUUGACCAGCGCUGGCACCGGGCACGGCCGUGAUUUCCCGCUGUCUGACUCAAGAUGGGACGAAGGGAACCCGCAGGCGCUCAGCUGCCUGGGCCGUCGGCUCCCGCCGGCAACCAGCAGGUGGCGGCGCAGAGCCAGCCAGCGCUGGGCACCCGUAGUCAUGGCGACAGGCUGCCUACACGCUUAGCGAGAGGGAUUGUUUUCCUGUUAGGCACCCUCUCCCAGUGCCGCAAUAAGGGAUGAUUCUUCGGAAGUUCAUGAGAGCCUGUUGUGGGCGCUUGUUGCCAAGGCCCACUAGCAGCGCCCUCUGCAGGAAGCCGUCAGCGCCCCUCUGAAAUGUAUGAGGUCCAGGACUCAUUGUGUCGUUCCUGCCCUAGGUGAAGUGUUGCCAAUGAGUCAGGCCUGGUCAAGUACAUUUCGGCCAUGUCCGUGCCUCGGUCUGGUUGGAGUACUGGGUCGGGCUGUCCUCCCUUGGCAGAAUCCCGAUCGAACUUCAGAGGUGAAGAAUGGAACUAAGAUAAUUUCAGAAUAAGGAGGGGUGAAUGCCGCCAGGUCCCUAUGUCACACUCAGGAGUAAGGUCCA